AUCAGAUCGUCUCGUUCCUCCCUCUCCUCCCUCUCCUCCUCCCCUCUCCAUCUACCACCCCCCACAUCACUCACCAUGGCCGACUCCGAAUUGCCCACUCGCCCCAAGCCCGAGGAAACCCCCGCCGCCGCUGCCGACGCCCCCGCCGCCGAGGAUGCUGAGAAGGGCCCUAGCAAGAGCGCCUUGAAGAAGGCCGCAAAGGAGAAGGCCAAGGCUGAGAAGGCCGCUGCGCGUGCUGCCCAGGAGCAGGCCCAGGCCGCUGCUGCCGACGCCAACGACACCGCCAAGGACCUGUACGGCAAGCUCCCCGAGACCGAAGAUGUCAUCGCCGCGACGCGAUUCACCGAGAUCACCGACGAGCACUACGAGCAGGAGGUUACGGUGGUGGCCCGCGUGGACAAUGCCCGUGUGCAGAGCGCCAAGCUGGCGUUCCUGAUGCUGAGACAGCAGGGUCAGAAGCUGCAGGCGGUCAUUGCUGCCGCGGAGCCCAUCUCGAGACAGAUGAUCAAGUACACCGGUGGAUUGAACGUCAACUCCAUUGUCCAGGUCACCGGUAUCGUGAAGAAGCCCGCCGUGCCCAUCUCGUCCGCCUCCCUGAGCAACCACGAAAUCCACAUCCGCAAGGUCUACAUGAUCUCCGAGGCGGCCCAGAUGCUCCCCAUGCAGGUCAAGGAUGCUGAGCGGCCCCCUCCGGAGACGACUGAGGAGGGUAACGAGGUUGAUGCCGACGGCGCCCCGAUCGUCACGCUCAAGACUCGUCUCGACAACCGGGUUCUCGAUCUCCAGACUGAGACCAGCCAAGCUAUCACCUGGAUCUCCAGCGGCGUCGCCGAGCUGUUCACCGAAUACAUGAUCAAGAGCGGCUCGCGGUGGAUCUUCACCCCCAAGCUGGUGGGUGCCGCCACCGAGGGUGGUAGCAAUGUCUUCGAGGUCAAGUACUUUAAGCGCAACGCCUAUCUCGCCCAGAGCCCUCAGUUGUACAAGCAGAUGUGUAUCGCCGGUGAUAUGGAGAGCGUCUUCGAAGUCGCUCCCGUCUUCCGUGCCGAGGACAGCAACACCCACCGCCACUUGACCGAGUUCGCUGGUCUUGAUUUCGAGAAGACUUUCCGUGGCCACUACCACGAGGUCCUGGGCUUCGCUGAGGACCUUCUGGUCUUCAUCCUCACCCAGCUGAAGGAGCGCUACCAGGACAAGAUUGCCGUCAUCCAGAAGUCCUACCCCAAGGCUGGUGACUUCAAGCUCCCCAAGGACGGCAAGGCCCUCCGCCUGAACUACAUGGAUGGUGUGGCUCUCCUGAAGGAGGCCGGCGUCGACGUCUCGGAGCAGGAGCGCUUCGAGAACGACUUCUCCACGGCGAUGGAGAAGCAGCUGGGCCAGAUCAUCCGGGAGAAGUACGACACCGAUUUCUACGUGCUCGACAAGUUCCCCAUGGCCGUCCGUCCUUUCUACACCAAGGCCUGCCCCCAGGACGCGCGCUUCUCCAACUCCUACGACUUCUUCAUGCGCGGUGAGGAGAUCAUGUCCGGCGCCCAGCGUAUCAACGACAUCAAGGAGCUCGAGGAGUCGAUGAGGGCCAAGGGCCUGAACCCCGACCAGGAGGGCUUCGAGGACUACUUGAACGCUUUCCGCCAGGGCUGUCCUCCCCACGCCGGUGGUGGUCUGGGCCUGAACCGCAUUGUCAUGUUCUUCCUGGGCCUGCCCAACGUCCGGUUGGCGUCGCUGUUCCCUCGCGACCCCCAGCGUCUGCGCCCUUAAACGUCGAAUCGGCGAUAGAUUGACCAGGCCUGUCUGUAUCUGGAUACAAAAGAAAUAUAAUGGAGCGAUGAAUUCAAU
Molecule: messenger RNA, 1833 nt
Organism: Aspergillus heteromorphus CBS 117.55
Lineage: Eukaryota; Fungi; Ascomycota; Eurotiomycetes; Eurotiales; Aspergillaceae
Gene: dps1
Product: putative aspartyl-tRNA synthetase Dps1
Exons: 2
Coding region: 76-1755 (559 amino acids)
Biological process (GO): aspartyl-tRNA aminoacylation
Cellular component (GO): cytosol; cytoplasm; aminoacyl-tRNA synthetase multienzyme complex
Molecular function (GO): RNA binding; aspartate-tRNA ligase activity; ATP binding
Source: RefSeq, a predicted model, not a curated record